AUGAUUCGGUCUUGGCGCGACAACGUCGUCAAAGGCGUCGUCGGACAAUUCGGUGUCGUCUCUACGCGUCAACGUCUCAUAAAAACCAUUGCAAUAUUCAUCACCUUUAUCUGCCUCCUCACUUUAUGGGAAUUUUGGUCAGAUCUCUCCUUCGCCUAUCAGAGAGUCACGUCAUCAAGCUUGGCGCAAACGAACACGCCAAGCGAAACGGUCCAUGUUUCCCAAAUUACAUUUACUGGGCCGACAAACGAAACAACCGAGUUCUGGACCAGUCUACUCCAACAAUUCUACGACGCCGAGCCUCAAGGCAAGAAAAUCAGACCUCCCAAGUCUCUCUCGCGCGACAAAUUCGAUCCGCAUGGAAGCACCCCCCAGACCGACACAGACUGGCUAGAGGUUUCACAUGAGGAAAUCAACUCACUAAAGGAAAACCAUGAAACCUUUGUCCAGGGUCUCCGACACCUUGCCCCGAAACUCCCAUUCAAACGCAGCACCAAGGGCAUCGUUAUCACCUCCAAAGGCUCCGCCUUCGGGGUAGCAGCUACCGCUGUCCUCAUGCUGCGACAUGUCGGAUCAACUCUACCCGUGCAACUUUUUCUUGACUCGGCAACUGAACAAGAGUUGCAGACAUGCAAUGAUACAUUAACAGACUUGCAAGUACAAUGCCUCAACAUGGAUGAUUUCCUGCGCCUGUCAAGCACGACAACAAUUCGCAAACCGAGGAUCAAAUCUUACCAGUACAAAGUCCUAUCCAUCCUCUUCUCUAGCUUCCAAGACAUUCUUUUUCUUGAUGCCGAUGCCUUUCCUCUCAGAAACCCCGAUCACCUCUUCGAUGUGGAGCCGUACAAGGGCACCGGACUGGUGACAUGGCCAGACUUUUGGUUGCCCACCAUUUCUCCCCUCUUCUACAAGAUCGCUGGGGUUAAAAUGCCAAACGUGACGAUCGAGUCCCGAAGCUCCGAGUCAGGAAUCAUGCUUUACAACAAAGCAAGACACGCCGACAGUCUCUUGCUAGCCGCUUACUACAACUUUUAUGGCCCGAGAUUUUAUUACCAGCUUCAUUCGCAGGGCGCUUGGGGUUCGGGCGACAAGGAGACAUUCAUGCAGAGUGCCUAUGUUCUGGGCAAUCCUUUCUGGCAAGUGAAGCAGCCACCUGAGCUGGUGACAUCUGAAAAGAUCAAUUGGGGCAGUGGAAUAUGGCAGGCAGAUCCCCAGUACGACUGGAACCUUCAACAAGAACGGACGAAAAACAUGACGACCGCUUCCAUGAGAAAACGAAAGCAAAGAUUGCAGGAGGAAGAGGUCAAGGUCACGAGUACCAUGUUUGCCCAUCUCAACAGAGUCAAGUUUGACAUGACGCAUCCGAUACAAAUUUUGGAGGACUUGGCGCCUGAACAUCCCGAUGGGCGUAUAACGCGAUUAUGGGGAGACGACAUCAGCAAGGUCUCUGACGUAGCUGGAUAUGACCUAGAAAAAGUCAUAUGGGAAGAGGCUAUGAAGGCGAAUUGCGACCACGGAUUAAUGGAGGAAUGUAAGAAGAUACGGAAUUAUUACGAGGCGACGUUUAGAUAG
Molecule: messenger RNA, 1572 nt
Organism: Fusarium pseudograminearum CS3096
Lineage: Eukaryota; Fungi; Ascomycota; Sordariomycetes; Hypocreales; Nectriaceae
Exons: 1
Coding region: 1-1572 (523 amino acids)
Biological process (GO): mannan biosynthetic process
Cellular component (GO): Golgi apparatus
Molecular function (GO): alpha-1,2-mannosyltransferase activity
Source: RefSeq, a predicted model, not a curated record